Penicillium roqueforti is the source of this 633-nucleotide messenger RNA. RefSeq names its product ribonuclease P Rpr2/Rpp21/SNM1 subunit. Bases 1 to 633 code for a protein of 210 amino acids. The transcript has a single exon. Gene Ontology annotation, cellular component: nucleolar ribonuclease P complex. Lineage: Eukaryota; Fungi; Ascomycota; Eurotiomycetes; Eurotiales; Aspergillaceae. Gene Ontology annotation, biological process: tRNA processing. The record is from RefSeq and is a predicted model, not a curated record.
AUGGCUAAAGCCAAGGGAAAGAAGGAAGUCAAGAAUUUCAAGAACACUCAGAGCCAUAUUCGAGCACGGCUGGAUUACCUACACCAAGCCGCCGCAUAUUUCCAGAGCAAAUCUACACUCGCCAAGGGUCAGAACGUCAAAGUCCACAACAAUGAACACACCUCUGUUGCUGGUCAUGUUGACUCAGGGGAUAAUGGCCACACAUUAGAUACUCAACAACAAGAGCUAUUGGGAAACCUCUCAAGGGUAUGUGUAUCACAUCUACGCGCCGUGGCAAUGAAGACGCAGAUUCGGUUGCCGGUCACACUGAAGAGAUCGGUUUGCAAGCGCUGUGAUACAAUAUUGACGCCGGAGGUGACUUGCUCGCAUGAAAUCAGAAACGCAAGUCGUGGCGGCAAGAAGCCAUGGGCCGAUGUACUGGUCGUCCGGUGCCUCUUGUGCGGGACAGAAAAACGAUUCCCUCAGACGGAGAAACGUGGGAAAAAGCUCGUUGAACGCCGCCAGGAGAAGGACUCGGCCUUGCUACGCGAUGUGAAUUCACAAAAAGUAGAUACCUCCGCGUCGUCGCAAGGAGCAGCAGUCGAAUUAUGUGAACAGAAUGUGCCAAUGUUGGAUGCUGCGGUGUCUGAAUAA